Messenger RNA from Paramuricea clavata, 201 nucleotides. NCBI's taxonomy places the organism in Eukaryota, Metazoa, Cnidaria, Anthozoa, Malacalcyonacea, Plexauridae. The record is from the annotation of a GenBank genome assembly.
AUGGAAGUUGAAGUUGACGCUCCUUUGACGGCAGAAACACAAAGUGAUGAAGAACAGGCCAUCACAGAACCAUAUCAAAACGAACCAAUUGCCGAUGCAGAAUGGGUUGCUAACUAUUACGAAGAGAGGCAAGAGCAAGAAGAUAGAUUGGAAAUGCUUAGGUGUCGCUUCGAAGGACAUGCAACUGUGGAAAGCUGGUGA